Molecule: messenger RNA, 1873 nt
Organism: Spirodela intermedia
Lineage: Eukaryota; Viridiplantae; Streptophyta; Magnoliopsida; Alismatales; Araceae
Source: the annotation of a GenBank genome assembly
AUGUCUGCAGAUGGAUUUCCUCUCACCUCAUCCACCCUGGGAUUCCAUAAUGAACCAGAAAACCCUAACCCUAAUCAGAAGCAGCAGCCAGCAUCAGCCAGGAAGACCAGGAAGCUCCCCGGAACUCCAGGCAAUUACUCUUCAUACCUCUCUCUUCUUUCCGUUGGCAUAGGUUUAUUUGUUUUAUUUGCUUAUUUUGAUAUCAGUCUCUGGGUCUCUCGCGUGAAUACAGAUCCGGAUGCGGAGGUGAUCGCGCUGUCGCCGAAGACGCUGAUGGCGACGAACCGCUUCAUCUGCGAGAUAUGCAACAAAGGGUUCCAGAGGGACCAGAACCUGCAGCUGCACCGGCGGGGCCACAAUUUGCCAUGGAAACUGAAGCAGCGGACGGGCAAGGAGGUGGUGCGGAAGAAGGUCUACGUGUGCCCAGAGAAAACUUGCGUUCAUCAUGACCCCUCGCGGGCCCUCGGUGAUCUCACCGGGAUUAAGAAGCACUACAGCCGCAAACACGGCGAGAAGAAGUGGAAGUGCGACAAGUGCUCCAAGAAGUACGCCGUCCAGUCAGACUGGAAGGCCCACAUCAAGAUCUGCGGUACCCGCGAAUACAAGUGCGACUGCGGCACCCUCUUCUCCAGGUUCUCUCCUCUUACCUUAAUGAAGCGUCGGAUAUGCUACAACAGUCUUAUGUCAUCUGAUAUAGUGAUCUAAAUUAGAUUGCCAUAGAGUCACGAAAUAUGUUGUGAUAUUUCGUCAGUUCGUGCAUUUUACAUUUCUUCCUCUUUAUCUUCUUCUCCCCCACAACCUAAGACCCUCCUGAACUGGCUUCUGCAGGAAGGACAGCUUCAUUACCCACAGAGCCUUCUGCGAUGCAUUGACCGAGGAGAGUGCAAGGCUUUCUUCCACCGCAGCUGCCGCCGCCAGUGGUCUAUCCUUCAAGAGAAAUGGGCUCAACCAAGGGCAUGAUAUUCUCGACGAGGGGAACCCCCAGCUCCACUCUAUCUACAGACCCUCCUAUACACAUACUGCAGCUUCUCAAGAUGGUCUUCUUCUCGAUCGCCACCGGAUCAAUCUCUCACUCUGGUUGGAUAACAAGGGAGGAUCCAGUCCUCACCUCAACCCGGCGAUGGAGAUGACGCCCGCCGCUGAAUACUUAGCGGCGAGCUCCAUGGGGUUUCCGGAGCUGUUGCAGAUGGCCACUGACGGCUCCCCAUUUGGUUCGUCACAAGUGGUGAAUUAUGAAGUGUGCCCCCUGCCGCAGCAGACCAACGCCAGCCUCUCCCUAUCGAAUUCCUCUAUCUACGGCUUGGCGGAGGAGGAGAGGAAGACGCAUGUGGGAGAGAACCCUCCGUCCUUCUUCUCCUGCAAUAUGACUUCCCGGCAAGAUAGCGCCGCCCACAUGUCGGCUACCGCAUUGUUGCAGAAGGCAGCUCAAAUGGGUGCAAGCACGAACCACCACUCUUCGUCAUCAGCGUCGUCCUCUAGUUCAUCCUUCCUAAGUGGGUUUGGCGGGCUAAUGAGCUCGGCCAAGGGCAUUCAUCCUCCAAUGGAGAACAAGAGCGAGUUCCAGCUGUUCAAUCAGAAUCAGCCAGGAAGCUUCCAUCAAGAUUUUCUGCUGAGCACUUUGCCCCCCGCAUCGUCCAACUCGGGUGGCGUCAUGAUGACGAUGAUGCCGGCCGCUGGCCAUGAGCGACAACAACUAGCAUCUUCAAAGAUGGGAAGCUGGCCACAAGAAGUUGGACGCGGUCUAACCAGAGACUUCCUGGGAGUGGGGGGAGACGAGACGGGACGCCCUUUCCUCCAACAGGAGCUCGCCAAGUUCGCUUCGAUGGAUCCGGGAAUGCACCUGAUGAGCGCCUCCUACAACAGCUUACACUAA